Trichomonas vaginalis G3 is the source of this 1149-nucleotide messenger RNA. Its product is annotated as TPR-like family. NCBI's taxonomy places the organism in Eukaryota, Parabasalia, Trichomonadida, Trichomonadidae. The record is from RefSeq and is a predicted model, not a curated record. Gene Ontology annotation, molecular function: protein binding. The coding region runs from base 1 to 1149 and encodes 382 amino acids. The transcript has a single exon.
AUGUCUACUGCCCCUCCUACAGCCACACAAGGUCGUAGUCAAACAAUGAGAAGUACAGGAAGUUCAUCACCUAACAAUGAUAUGAAAAAUACCACAAAAAGAACUACACUUACUCAAUCAAAACUCGACGAUUCAACAUUUAGAUUAUCAAAGCCACCAAAAAUUUGUUCGACUAUUACACCACAAAGCGAAACGUAUGAGAAAUACUCUGUUCGCUAUUUUAGAGAUCAUCCUGAAGAAGAUGAUGAUCUUCGCGAUCCAAAAGAAAAACUAAUGGAAAUUGAUGGACUUAUUACUGAUGACGUCGAAGGAGAUGAACUUUUUAACUUACUUGUUAAGCAAAAAUGCCUCAGAACAAUGGUUUAUGGUGAAUCUUCACAACAAGUUGUUAAUAGUCAUGUUGCUAUCGGAAAUUAUUAUCAAAAUACAGAAAGACCAAAGAGUGCAAUCCGUCAUUUUCAAAAUGGUCGCCAAAUUGCCAAAAAUACAGAAGUUACAAACGAAUCAAAAGCAGAAUUGCUCGUUGGACUUGCAGAAUCUCAUUUUGAGCUCAAGGAAUCAGGAAAGAAGAAUGUAUCAGCUGCAGAAGCAGCCCUUUCUGAAGCUAAAUCCCUUGAUAUUGAUAAAUCUUCAUUAAAAUUCAGACGAGACUAUCUUGCUGCAAAAAUUGCUCGUUAUAAUCAUGAAGAUACUGCAUGCGAUCUUUACAUUACAGCAGAAAAGACAAUGGUCGAUGGUUGUUUGGAUGAUGAAAAUCUUGAAACUGCUGAGUUCUAUUUAGAAGCUGCACAUACAGCAUUCGAUGCCCAGAAUGUUGAGGCAGCUAAUAAAUUCGCUAAAGAAGCUUCAAAGAGAUUUAAUUCUUUAGGAAAUUCUGAAAAGCAAAAUGAAGCUGAAUCUCUUAUUCAAGUCCAAGAAGAAGAGGAGGAACAUAAAGAAGAACAGGCAUCUGGCGAAAAUAACGAUCAAUCUCAAGAAAAUAACGAAAAAACAGGAGAAGAUUCCCAAGAAAAAGAAAUUAAUCAAGAUGAGAAGGAUAAUAAUGCAAAAGGCGAAGAGGAGCAGGAAGAGGAGCAAAAACGUGAGGAAAGACCUUCAUCUUUGGCAAUUGGCAGCGUUAUCAAAGAUCGUGUUGAUGAUGAAAUGUAA